Molecule: messenger RNA, 1391 nt
Organism: Xenopus laevis (African clawed frog)
Lineage: Eukaryota; Metazoa; Chordata; Amphibia; Anura; Pipidae
Gene: gng7.L
Product: guanine nucleotide binding protein (G protein), gamma 7 L homeolog
Exons: 3
Coding region: 104-310 (68 amino acids)
Biological process (GO): G protein-coupled receptor signaling pathway
Cellular component (GO): heterotrimeric G-protein complex; plasma membrane
Molecular function (GO): G-protein beta-subunit binding
Source: RefSeq, marked provisional
CCACCCGCACGAAGGCAGACGUGUGGCCCAGUUUUUUCCACCCGGAACUCGCCCGGCCUGCAGGCAUUUCUCACAUUUUUGGCUGAAGAACUGAUGGCAAAUAAUGUCAACUUCUAAUAACAUAGCACAGGCCCGGAAGCUGGUGGAGCAGCUGAGACUUGAGGCUGGAAUAGAGAGAGUUAAGAUCUCCAAAGCUGCUGCAGACCUUAUGAACUACUGUGAGCAACAUGCCAAAAACGACCCUCUGCUGGUUGGAGUGCCAACUUCGGAGAAUCCAUUUAAAGAUAAAAAGCCAUGCUCCAUCUUAUAAAUGUCAGUUUCUGGACACCUCUGUGGUUCUCAACCAGCUAUAGAUGUGUGAUGCAAAUAUUUGGAUAAAAUCCAGUUUAUUAGUAACCUGGAGAUAACUUGGAUUACUUAAUGUUUUUGCACAGUGCAAAACAAAAGAAAUAAGAAUUGCAUUUACAAGGACCAGACCCUUAGAGAUAUUUUGAAAGGGUGCCAUUGUGUUGUUGUUAAGAUGGCAAAUGAAAUAACUGGUGUGUUAGCGUGUUAGUUUCUUUACUGGUAUUUUUUUUUUUUUUUUAACGAUCUCUUGUAUGUGUGACAACGGAAAGCUGGCAGUAAUGUAUUCUGCAAGGGUUUACAGUCCGUAUAUAGGUCAAUUAUCUUUUGUACUAAUUUAAUUACAAUAACAAAAUUAAGAUACCUUAUAUGAAUCUGAACACUCCCAGAUCAUGUGCAGGCAUUGUCAUAAUUAUUUUAUCAUUAAGUCUUCAAGCAGAGAAGAAAUAUAAAAAAGGGGCAACUUUAAAUUUGAUGUAUAUUCCUGUAUGACAGUGUGAUUUAUAUUCUUCUUAAUGAAAUCACCUUCCGUAUUGACCUUUCAAGCAUCACUGAUUAUAGCCUUUUUGUAGUUGUUGUAACACUUCGAAUUUAUUAAGUGUGCCAAGAAUUUGCUGUAGCUACAUACAGCAGGAUUUUUUAUAAUUGUGUUAUGGUCUGGAACUUAGUCUUCCCUGUACCACUCUUAACAGUAUCGGGCAUAUCAAGUGCUUUGGGAAAUCUCCAUAUUGUACAUGAAUAUGGUACUUUAGGGUUACUUUCCAGGUUCAAAUGUGAGAAAUGCAUGGGAAUAUUUCCUGUUCCUUAAUUAGAUGUUUAGAUACAUAAAUGAGCUAAAUGGUACAUGUUAAUUCUGCUGUAGGUGCUAGUGGUAUGUUUUAUUUGUGCCCUAGGUGAGUAGCAGAAUUUGUUCUAAAUACCAAGAAUACUUAUAUUUGUUGUUCUUUUAGUUCAAAGGAGGGUAUUACGAUUCCACUAAAUAACUAUUGGUAUUAUGGGCCAAGCUAGGUUUGUUUCUAGGGAUUUUGCUGGAGCAAAAAAAAAAA